UUUAGUUCACCCGUUUCGCCGCUAGAUGGACUCCAAUUUUUUAGUCCAUAAACUGAAUGUGCAUAUGUUAUUGUAUGCGAUAGAGACUUGUUCCCCUUGACUGCCAUUUUACCAAGGGAAGCCGGAUUUGGUCUGGAAUGUAUAUAUGUAAUAAGAAUCGAUUAAAAUAGACGAAUAUAAUUGUAUUUGAUAUGGUCAUUUUACAUUUUUGAACUAAAAAAGUUGCAGUAUGUAAAAGGAUUAUUGUGUCAAAGUAUCUACGUUACAUAACCUCAAUCUUAGACAUUCGAAUAAACAAGGAAUUAAAGCUGUAUUAAAAAUGGAUCGAAUGGCAGAUGUGCGGGAUAUAUUAGACAUCGAAGUACCCACAACUAGUGAGCUUACAAAGGAAUCUAUUAUAGGCAGUGAUAAGAAAAAUCGAAAAAAAUAUGAAUACAAUAGGUCAAAGAGGCCUGAAGGUAUGCACCGGGAAGUCUUUGCAUUAUUAUGCAAGGAUAAUAACGAUGUACCACCUUUAUUCCCAACGGACACUGCGAAGGGAUACAAACAAGUUAGAGCCAAACUUGGUAUGAAAAAGGUUAGACCAUGGAAGUGGACACCAUUUACUAAUCCUGCAAGAACAGACGGUGCAGUUUUUCAUCAUUGGAGACGAGUCGCAGAUGCUGGAAAGGAAUAUCCUUUUGCCAAAUUCAACAAAAAAGUUCCUAUUCCAACGUACACUAAUGCAGAAUAUGUUCAACAUUUGGUUACAAAUGGUUGGACAAGAGCAGAAACAGAUCAUCUCUUUGAUUUGUGUAGGAGAUUCGACUUAAGGUUUAUUAUAAUUAAAGAUAGAUGGGAUUGUACGAAAUUUCCGGCAAGAUCGGUAGAGGAUUUGAAAGAGAGGUAUUACCAAGUAUGCGCUGCUUUAACAAAAGCAAAAUCUCACUCUGAUAAGGUUUAUAUAUUUGAUGCAGAACAUGAGAAGCGUAGGAAAGAGCAGCUAAAAAAGUUGUUCGAGAGAACACCGGAACAAGUAGAGGAGGAACAAAUGUUAUUAGCUGAAUCGAGAAAAAUUGAACAAAGAAAGAGGGAAAGGGAUAGAAAAACACAAGAUUUACAAAAAUUAAUAACAGCUGCUGAUCAUCAAGCAGAUCCAAGAAAGAACGAAAGAAAACCUACGAAAAAGAGCGGCGCUGCUGCACGAAAUAGACCUAAUAAGGCAGAUACAUCUCAUACAGUGGAAUCUGCUGGAAUUAAGUUUCCUGAUUUCAAGAAUAGCGGUGUUUCGCUCCGCUCUCAAAGAAUAAAGUUGCCAAGUAGUCUAGGACAAAAGAAAAUGAAGGGUAUCGAACAAAUGCUCAACGAAUUACGAUUAGAGUUAAAUCCACCACCUACCGAACAAAUAUGUCAGCAGUUUAAUGAUUUAAGAAGCGAUAUCGUUUUACAUUACGAACUUCGAAGCGCAUUAUCAACGUGUGACUACGAAUUACAGUCGUUAAGGCAUCAAUAUGAAGCUUUAGCUCCUGGAAAAACAUUAACGAUACCACCUGCACUGUUACCGAAAACAGAACCUGAAGUUAAAGCGGAUAUAAUAGACGUAGUUGGUUCACCCAGUAUGCCAACAAUUACUCAUUAAUGUUUUAAAUAAAUUAGGUCGAUAAGGAUUGUAAAUAAUUUCCUAAGUUUCGAAACAUGAUACAUCGGAUACGCUUA
This is a messenger RNA of Megachile rotundata (alfalfa leafcutting bee), 1695 nucleotides long. It is a transcript of the gene DMAP1, whose product is annotated as DNA methyltransferase 1 associated protein 1. Lineage: Eukaryota; Metazoa; Arthropoda; Insecta; Hymenoptera; Megachilidae. Gene Ontology annotation, biological process: DNA repair; chromatin remodeling; negative regulation of transcription by RNA polymerase II. Gene Ontology annotation, cellular component: NuA4 histone acetyltransferase complex; nucleus; Swr1 complex. Gene Ontology annotation, molecular function: transcription corepressor activity. The record is from RefSeq and is a predicted model, not a curated record.